AUGGUGUGCUCCUGCAGUGUGCACUUGUGUACAAAUCGUUCAAAACCAGGUGCUCGAAAAAUACACUUUUUCUCGUUCCCACUGAAAAAUGCUGAAAGAAAUCAGCAAUGGGUAAAUGCAGUUGGCCGAAAAGGGUUUAUCCCGACCAAACAUAGUAAAGUAUGUAGUGAUCAUUUUCAUCAAAAUGAUUUUGAACAAAAUUGUGGUGGUAGCUAUUUGCUAAAACUCAAGGAAACGGCUAUCCCUUCAAUUUUUCCAAACUACUCAGAUAUAAUAUCAAAAGCUAAAAUGCAGUGUUUUGAGGUUGACCCAUUUCAAGUAGCUGGAUGUAGCUCUUAUAAUCUUUGUACUGAAACUAAUGAAUCAGAAGAAGUACAUAAUGAUGUUGGUCGUGUUAUGGAUGAUAGUACUUCAGUCAAAAUUAUUUCACCACUUAAAUCGACUUCAAAUAUUCAAGAAUGUAACUUUUUAACACAGAAUUCAACACCACCAAUACCAUUGUUAAUUACACCAUCUAAAGUAUCAUGUGCCCGUUCAUUAUUUAACAUAAGUCUACCAAAGCGUCUUAGUUUUUCUCCAUCUAAAUCUGAAUUGAAGAAAAAAAUUAAAUCAUUACAACAACGAAUUCGACGAGAGUCAGAAGAGUUACUAAUGGAAAAAUUUGAUGGUACAACUUUGGACAUAUUCCAAAAUGUUGUUAAAAAUAAAGGUAAAACGUCUACUGGACAUAGAUUUAGUAAAAAAUUAAAAGAAUUUUCUUUGACUCUGCACUAUUACUCGCCUAAAGCUUAUGAGUAUACAAGUGAAGUCAUGGAAAGUUUGAAAACUUUAAGUUCUGAAGACAAACACUGCAAUUUAUGUUUAGAUGCCAUGGCCUUGAGGAAACAAAUUUUAUGGAGUGACAAAUUUAAUAAAUUUAUUGGCUAUUGUGAUUUUGAUGGUGAAUUAUAA
This is a messenger RNA of Aphis gossypii (cotton aphid), 951 nucleotides long. Its product is annotated as THAP domain-containing protein 1-like. The transcript is spliced from 5 exons. Bases 1 to 951 code for a protein of 316 amino acids. The record is from RefSeq and is a predicted model, not a curated record. NCBI's taxonomy places the organism in Eukaryota, Metazoa, Arthropoda, Insecta, Hemiptera, Aphididae.